Molecule: messenger RNA, 462 nt
Organism: Phaethon lepturus (White-tailed tropicbird)
Lineage: Eukaryota; Metazoa; Chordata; Aves; Phaethontiformes; Phaethontidae
Gene: POU1F1
Product: POU class 1 homeobox 1
Exons: 3
Coding region: 1-462 (153 amino acids)
Biological process (GO): regulation of transcription by RNA polymerase II
Molecular function (GO): RNA polymerase II cis-regulatory region sequence-specific DNA binding; DNA-binding transcription factor activity, RNA polymerase II-specific
Source: RefSeq, a predicted model, not a curated record
AUGAAUGCGUGGGGCCAAGGCCGAGAGGGUGAGGUAGCUGAGGAGUAUGGAAAUGGACUCCGUCUCCCGAGACUGUACCCCGCAGGGCAGGCGGGAGAAGGCGUGUCAAAGGAGGGGGCUGAAGCACAGCUCGGCGGGUACCUAGGCACAGAGCCAGGGCCGCUUGCAGCUUUACCAGUGGCACACCCUUUAUACAACGAAAAAGUUGGGGUGAAUGAGCGGAAGAGAAAACGCAGAACCACCAUAAGUAUUGCUGCCAAAGAAGCCCUAGAGAGGCACUUUGGAGAACAAAGUAAGCCUUCUUCUCAGGAAAUUAUGAGGAUGGCUGAGGGACUCAAUCUUGAGAAAGAAGUUGUGAGAGUUUGGUUUUGCAACAGAAGACAAAGAGAAAAAAGAGUGAAGACAAGUUUACAUCAGAACGCCUUUAGUUCUAUUAUCAAGGAGCACCACGAAUGCCGGUAA